Molecule: messenger RNA, 3406 nt
Organism: Anopheles stephensi (Asian malaria mosquito)
Lineage: Eukaryota; Metazoa; Arthropoda; Insecta; Diptera; Culicidae
Product: glycogen phosphorylase
Exons: 5
Coding region: 182-2710 (842 amino acids)
Biological process (GO): glycogen catabolic process
Cellular component (GO): cytoplasm
Molecular function (GO): glycogen phosphorylase activity; pyridoxal phosphate binding
Source: RefSeq, a predicted model, not a curated record
UGACCUUCGCAAGGUGACCGAAGAAGUAGCGAAGCUAGCAUGAAUCCCAUUUUCUGAACACUAAUCUCAAAGAGUGGUCCGCGUUCGCACUGGCAAUUCCUUUAGCGCUUGUGUGUUGUGGAGUGUACUACCACCGUCCCUGCUAGUUGCUAACGAGUUAAAGUCCUGCAAAGUCCUUAGAAUGUCGAAGCCACAGUCGGAUAUCGAUAAGAGGAAACAGAUCAGUGUGCGCGGCAUAGCCCAGUUGGAGGAUGUGAAUGAGAUCAAGAAGGAUUUCAAUCGCCAUCUCCAUUACACCUUGGUAAAGGACAGGAACGUAGCCACCGUGCGUGAUUAUUACUUUGCCCUAGCCCAUACCGUGAAGGAUCAUCUGGUGUCGCGAUGGAUCAGGACGCAGCAGUACUAUUACGAGAAGGAUCCCAAACGCGUGUACUAUUUGUCCUUGGAGUAUUACAUGGGCCGAUCACUGCAAAACACCAUGAUAAAUCUUGGAAUACAAACGUCGUGCGAUGAAGCUAUGUAUCAGAUGGGCCUGGACAUCGAGGAGCUUGAGGAGCUGGAGGAAGAUGCCGGCUUGGGCAAUGGAGGUUUGGGACGAUUGGCCGCCUGCUUCCUCGACUCUAUGGCAACUCUGGGCAUGCCGGCCUAUGGAUACGGCAUCCGUUACGAGUAUGGUAUUUUCGCGCAAAAGAUUCGCAACGGUGAACAGGUGGAGGAGCCGGACGAUUGGCUCCGUUACGGUAAUCCGUGGGAGAAGGCACGUCCGGAAUACAUGAUCCCGAUUCAUUUCUAUGGCCGCGUUAUCGACACUCCCGAGGGUAAAAAGUGGGUCGACACGCAGACCGUCUUUGCCAUGCCGUAUGAUAACCCCGUGCCUGGUUAUGGCAACAAUGUCGUCAACACGCUGCGCCUGUGGUCUGCGAAAUCGCCGAUCGAUUUCAACCUAAAGUUCUUCAACGAUGGCGAUUACAUCCAAGCCGUGCUGGACCGAAAUCUGGCAGAGAACAUUUCUCGAGUGCUGUAUCCGAACGAUAACUUCUUCGAAGGCAAGGAGUUGCGCUUGAAGCAGGAAUACUUCAUGUGCGCUGCUACGCUGCAGGACAUUGUGCGUCGUUACAAGGCGUCCAAGUUUGGAUCGCGCGAUGCCGUCCGCACGUCGUUCGAGGACUUCCCGAACAAGGUCGCUAUACAGCUGAACGAUACGCACCCUUCGCUGGCAAUUCCCGAACUGAUGCGCAUUCUGAUCGACGAUGAAAAGCUGAGCUGGGAUAAGGCAUGGGACAUUGUGGUGCGCACCUGCGCCUACACGAAUCACACCGUCCUUCCGGAGGCACUGGAGCGCUGGCCCGUUUCGAUGCUGCAGUCCAUUCUGCCGCGCCAUUUGGAAAUCAUCUAUCACAUAAACUUUUUGCAUUUACAAGAAGUUGAGAAGCGUUUCCCGGGCGAUUUUGGCCGCAUGCGAGCGCUGUCGAUGGUGGAAGAGGAUGGAGAGAAGCGUAUCAACAUGGCAAACCUUUCGAUUGUGGGCUCGCACGCCGUGAACGGUGUGGCAGCAAUCCACUCGGAAAUCAUCAAGAAGGACAUCUUCAAGUGCUUCUACGAGAUGACGCCGGAAAAGUUCCAGAACAAAACGAAUGGAAUCACGCCUCGGCGCUGGCUGUUGCUGUGCAACCCGGGCCUGUCCGAUUUGAUCGCGGAGAAGAUCGGGGACGAGUGGCCAGUCCAUCUGGAGCAGCUGCAGGGACUGAAACAGUGGUCGAAAGAUCCUACAUUCCAGCGGGCCGUAGCGCGUGUAAAGCAGGAGAACAAGCUGAAGCUGGCGCAGCUUCUGGAGAAGGAUUACGGCGUGAAGGUUAACCCAGCGUCCAUGUUUGACAUUCAGGUCAAGCGCAUCCACGAGUACAAGCGCCAGCUGCUCAACUGCUUGCACAUCAUCACGCUCUACAAUCGCAUCAAGCGCGAUCCGACGGCAAACUUUACACCGCGCACGAUCAUGAUCGGAGGCAAGGCGGCGCCGGGAUACUACAUUGCCAAGCAAAUCAUCAAGCUCAUCUGUGCGGUCGGCAAUGUGGUCAACAAUGAUCCAAUCGUCGGCGACAAGCUGAAGGUCAUCUUCCUGGAGAACUAUCGAGUAACGCUGGCCGAGAAGAUUAUGCCGGCGGCCGAUCUGUCGGAGCAAAUUUCUACCGCUGGCACGGAAGCAUCCGGUACCGGCAACAUGAAAUUCCAGCUUAAUGGCGCCCUCACCAUCGGCACGCUCGAUGGUGCCAAUGUGGAGAUGGCGGAGGAGAUGGGAAAUGAGAACAUCUUCAUCUUCGGCAUGACCGUCGAGGAGGUCGAGGAUCUCAAGUGUCGCGGAUACAAUGCGUACGAUUACUACAAUUCCAAUCCCGAUAUUAAGCAGUGUGUGGAUCAGAUCCAGGGCGGUUUCUUCAGCCCGGGCAAUCCCCAGGAGUUCCAAGAUUUGGCCAAUGUGCUGCUGAAGUAUGAUCGCUACUACUUGUUUGCCGACUUCGAUUCCUACAUUAAAACACAGGAUCGCGUGUCGGCCGUGUACCAGGAUCAACCGAAAUGGUUGGAGAUGUCGAUCAACAACAUCGCGAGCAGUGGCAAAUUCUCGAGCGAUCGCACCAUCGCCGAGUAUGCGCGACAAAUCUGGGGCAUCGAACCGAGCUGGGAGAAGCUGCCGAAUCCGGGCGUUGCAAAGUAGAGUGCAAUCGAAAAAACGGUUUAGCGAUAGUUAGCGAUGUUUGCCACUGCCGUUCUACUACGUACGCGCUAACACAUUGGGAUGCAAUAGAGAGUAGCGUUAGGCCGUCACCAUGGCUACUAGUUGCAUAACACGACUUUGCGUUUCGAACCUGCAAUAUACUCCUUUAUAGGGUGCCAUCAAUAUCACUAACACACCGAAAAAAAAUAUAUAAACUAACACCUAACACUAUUAUAUGAAACAAGGGGAUUUAGCAAAACAGCGCGCGCAGCAGCCCGUGCCGUCGUAAGACACAACAGAUUGGUUAAUUUCGUUAGUCUUUUCUUUUGCCUUAUUCGUUAAACGGACGAUAAUCGAUUGUGGCGCAUGUUAUUAUAAAUAAAAUGCUGUUGGUAGUCAAUGUUAUGGGAUUAUUGUUUUCAAAUAAAAACUUAAAAAUCGCAUCUCCUGCAAGACCGCGUUGGGCAGAUCUUUCUUUCCUUCCGAGGACUGAGUCGUACGCUACGCAAUACAUUCAAUCACAAUAGUUUUUAUUCUCUUUUCGACUUUCGACCUUUCUUGCCAUUAUUGUUGAUGUACAGUUUGCUGACGAGAGGCUCGUUCAAGCAUAUAAAUAACAUAUCUAUGCCAUUAGACCUACGCCUUUGCCUGCUGCACCAAGGCUUGCGAUUUAUUACUUUGCGUUAUAGAAAAAAA